UUCGUACUGGAUCAUCUGCUUUUAUUGUGAAACCUCUGAUCGGAAAUGACGCUUCCCUCUUUAAUCCCUAUCCGCCGAGUCUGCCUUCAUUGAGCCACCCGAACCGAACCGAACCUGAUCCUUUCUGUGAAGCAUGGGGCCGACAGGUGAAGUGGCGUUCGGCAGCCCGGCGGCAGUCUGCGUAGAGAACCGUCUGCGCUGGGACCUGAGCCCGGAGCAGAUCCGGCAGCGCUCCGACGACCUGAUCCAAAACACUAAGGAGGUUUACGACGGUGUGGGCCGGCUGGAGCUGGACGCCGUUACCAUGGAGAACACGCUGAAGGCGCUGGCCGACGUGGAGGUGGAGUACACUGUCCAGAGGAACACGCUGGACUUCCCCCAGCACGUUUCUCCCUGUAAGGACGUCCGGGCAGCCAGCACCGAAGCUGAUAAGCGCCUGUCCGAGUUCGACGUGGAGAUGAGCAUGAGGGAGGACGUCUACCUGAGGAUCGUCGCCCUGCAGAAGAAGACGGAGGGCACCAGCAUCGCUCCGGAGGCUCGCCGCUACAUGGAGCGACUGAUCAAGCUGGGCCGGAGGAACGGCCUGCACCUGCCCACCGAGACCCAACAGGAGAUCAAGAGCAUCAAGAAGAAGCUGAGCAACUUGAGCAUCGACUUCAACAAGAACCUGAACGAGGACACCACCUGCCUGAGCUUCACCCGGGAGCAGCUGGGUGGGCUCCCUGAGGACUUCCUGAGCUCUCUGGAUCAGGACGGCGACCAGCUGAAGAUCACGCUCAAGUAUCCUCACUACUUCCCCACCAUGAAGAAAUGCUUUGUUCCAGAAACCCGCAGGAAGCUGGAGGAGGCUUUCAACUCCCGCUGCAAGGAGGAGAACUCGGUGAUCCUGAAGGAGCUGGUGAAGCUGCGAGCUCAGAAGAGUUCCCUGCUGGGCUUCAGCACCCACGCUGACUUCGUCCUGGAGAUGAACAUGGCCAAGUCUGCCAAGAAGGUGGCCAGCUUCCUGGAGGACCUGUCCAGGAAGCUGAAGCCUCUGGGUGAGGAGGAGCGCUCCAUCCUGCUGCAGCUGAAGCAGAAGGAGUGUGAGAAGCGAGGUUUUGUCUUUGAUGGACAGCUGCACGCCUGGGAUACGCGCUACUUCAUGACCCAGGUGGAGGAGACCCGAUACGCGGUGGACCAGAACCUGCUGAAGGAGUUCUUCCCCAUGGAGGUGGUGACCCGCGGGCUGCUGGAGCUGUACCAGGAGCUGCUGGGCCUGAGCUUCCAGCUGGAGGCGGCGCCGUCUGCCUGGCACCCCGACGUGACGCUCUAUUGCGUCAGGGACCGCGCCACCGGCCACGUGGUGGGCCAGUUCUACCUGGACCUUUACCCCAGGGAGGGGAAGUACGGCCACGCCGCCUGCUUCGGCCUGCAGCCCGGCUGCCUGCUGCCCGACGGCUCGCGCCAGAUGUCGGUGGCGGCCAUGGUGGCCAACUUCAGCAAGCCCACUGCGGCGGCGCCAUCGUUGCUGCAGCACGACGAGGUGGAGACCUACUUCCACGAGUUCGGACACGUCAUGCACCAGCUGUGCGCCCAGGCAGACUACGCCAUGUUCAGCGGGACGCACGUGGAGCGCGACUUUGUGGAGGCGCCGUCCCAGAUGCUGGAGAACUGGGUCUGGGAGGCGGAGCCUCUGCAGAGGAUGUCCCGCCACUACAAGACGGGAAAACCCAUCCCGGCAGAACUCCUGGACAAACUCAUCAAGUCCAGGCUGGCCAACACCGGGCUGUUUAACCUGCGGCAGAUCGUUCUGGCCAAGGUGGAUCAGGCUCUGCACACCAGAACCGGACUGGACCCAGCAGAGGAGUACAGCCGACUCUGCCGGGAGAUCCUCGGGAUCCCUGCGUCACAAGGAACCAACAUGCCGGCCACCUUCGGCCACCUGGCGGGCGGCUACGACGCCCAGUAUUACGGCUACCUGUGGAGCGAGGUUUUCUCCAUGGACAUGUUCUACGCUCGCUUCAAGCAGGAGGGCAUCAUGAACCCCCAGGUGGGUCUGGACUACAGGAAGUUCGUCCUGCAGCCUGGCGGCUCCGAGGACGCGGCGGACAUGCUGAGGAAGUUCCUGGGCCGGGAGCCCAAACAGGAAGCCUUCCUUCACAGUAAAGGGCUGACGGUGGAGCCGGACGCCGGCACGCCCUGCCCCUGCUGACCAAUCACAGCAGCCGGCCACGCCCUGCCCCUGCUGACCAAUCACAGCAGCCGGCCACGCCCCAGUCUGAACUGUGGACUGAAUUUUCUAGAAAAAUCCUGUAAAAUGUUCCAGAGAAUAAAAACUUGAGUUCAUCUGA
Messenger RNA from Xiphophorus couchianus (Monterrey platyfish), 2330 nucleotides. It is a transcript of the gene thop1, whose product is annotated as thimet oligopeptidase 1. The record is from RefSeq and is a predicted model, not a curated record. The coding region runs from base 134 to 2191 and encodes 685 amino acids. Lineage: Eukaryota; Metazoa; Chordata; Actinopteri; Cyprinodontiformes; Poeciliidae. Gene Ontology annotation, biological process: peptide metabolic process; proteolysis. Gene Ontology annotation, cellular component: mitochondrial intermembrane space. The transcript has 14 exons. Gene Ontology annotation, molecular function: metalloendopeptidase activity.